UAGUCCAUUCUUCCUUGACUGUUAGGGUAAGCUGACAGUCUUAUCCCAGGUGUUGGAGAAAGUACCCAAGUAUCAGUGAGAGCAGCCAUGUGUCUAGAAAAGCAGUGUUGUGUGUGCGUAUGUGUGAAAGCCCCUUGGCCCUGUGUCUGUGAGAGAAGCCAGGUGUCUGUGAGAGCUCCCAGGUGCCGUUGAGAGCUCCCAGGUGCCUUUGAGAGCUCCCAGGUGCCUUUGAGAGCUCCCAGGUGCCUUUGAGAGCUCCCAGGUGCCUUUGAGAGCUCCCAGGUGCAUUUGAGAACACCUUGAUGUCUGACAGCACCCAUGUGUGUCUAAGAGCACCUAGGAAACUGUCACGGCACCCAUGUGCUGGUGACACCUCUCUGGAACCUGUGACAUUACUGUAGGAAGGUUUGGCGUCCGGCUGGCGCACGCUUGGCUGAAUGGAAUGAACAUCGUUGCUCCAGGCUUACCAAGGGUUGACAAUGAAGGUUUAGUGGAGCAAGUUUGUCACCUGGUCCUCUGUCACACACACGGGGGACAUGCGAGGAUAUAAAUUUGUUCUUAAGAUGAAGAAAUCUAACAUUUCUCCAUUUCUCUUCACCAUACUGCUGCAGUCAGCGAUUAGCAUCCAGGUGGAGAAAGUGGUAGUGCCACCAGUGGUACUUGCUGGACGACCCGUCACUCUCGAGUGCCACUAUAAGGAAGAGGGAGACAAGUUAUACUCCCUUAAGUGGUGGCGGGGAGAUGAAGAGUUCUACCAGUACAUUCCCCCCAAAAGGAAGGAAUUCCCGGCUACUGGUGUCACAGUGAACCUGACCGUCACUUCUUCCCUGAAUUGGGGUAAGGAUGGUCAGGAAGUGGUGGUGCUGGACCAUGUGGGGCUCGAUACUGCUGGCGUCUACAAGUGUGAGCUGGUAGCUGAGCGCAGCUUCGAGACAGUCUCUCAGCAAGCUAAUAUGACAGUCAUAUACGCUCCCGAGGGUCCCCCAGUUAUCACACCAGCAGCAGGCACUGAGAGUGAUAACAUCACUGCUGGACAGAGAGUCGUACUCAACUGUUCUUCACCACCUGCCAGCCCACCGCCUGUACUCACUUGGUACAUUAAUGAAAGACAUGUUGACCCGUCGUGGGUAACACCCUCUCCACCAGUGUUUCAGCGAAAUCUGGCGAGGUCGCACUCUCGGCUAGACUUCUUCGUCAGCCGUCAACUCCUAGCGUCCAGCAGGAAUCUCUCUGUGACGUGUAUGGCUACUCAAGGAGUAGGCAUCAUUGGUAGCGCAGGUAGCGGCGGUGACGGCUGGCAGCAGCAGGCGCUACACAGCUACAAGGAGAGUGCUCACCUCACACUAAGAUCCACGCGGCCCCUGUCAUUCUGGGAUCGCAUUUUCAGUAGUGGUUCAAGUGCCCGUGUGUGUCUACAGCACCACCACAAUCUCCUGCUGGUGGUGAUCGCUGUUCUGGCGCCCUCUACUCUCACCACACACUGCUGAGGCCCUUCAACCUUAACCCUCUGCUAACUGCUCAUCCUGAUACAUUAUAUAUUCCGUCACUGUAGUUAAGAUGUAAGAUUACCUGGAGAUUUGAUCCUCGGCUGUCAAAGUCAACUGUCAACUGGAGAUAUGUAAUUUUUUUAUCGUGGCAAUUUUAUUUUUGCACCAAAUCUAACUCUUGCAAUCUGACGUAAACUUAUCAACAUAUAGGUAGUGUAAAAAAAACAUUUAUCUAACAUUAAAAAUUUUCAUAUCUUUUGUGAACAGUUUUCCUCUGAGGAGUGAAAUUUCAGGUGAUCCAAAUUGUACAUUUAUAACCCUCCCACGAGCAGCCUACUCGCUGGGCUCCAGUAUAGUAUCCAUAUUAAUAAUUUCUGUGUAGAUUCCAGUAUGUAAUUUCCUGGAUAAAAUGGCUUAUUGACAAUAACAAAGCCCAGAUUUGACUCCCUUGACAGCAGAAGUUUGGGACUGAGAAUGUUCUCGUCUUCACGUGGAUUUUUCAAUAGGUAUAAAUGGCAUGAAAGAAUCUCCUCUUUACCUCGUAAUAUUAACACUAGAGAAGUAUUUGCAUUAAACAGAUCAGGUUUUAGUUCAUACUCUUAAACUAGGUUAAAAAAAAUUAACAUGUUAAGCCGUAGUAUAACACUUUCAGCCACUGAGCAGCGUGUUAGAUUUUUGUUUUUAACUUGUGACGCUUUCUCCAGCAUGCCUAAUUUUGUCUAAUAUGUCAUUCCUGUAAUUUUAUUAACCGUGGCUCAUAUCAUGAUAGUUAUUAAAUGGUUACGGGUCAUUAAAACCUUGAAAAAUAUAUAUGAGAGGCACGCACGUGGUAUAGGCUUAUGUCUAAUAUUUAGAUUGGAGAUUGAAGACAGAAAUCAAAAUGCCCAACUGAAUGUAGGCUACAGAGAGCAGCCUAGAGAAUUCAGAUUUUACCAGUUUAAAUAAAAAUGACCAAUAAAGCUUAUCAUUACUACCACUUUCCAUUAUUAGGAACGUGUCCUUACUAAAAACAAACAAUUAACAACUAAUCCAUAAAUUCGUAAUGAAAACUCGACGACUUUUCUGACGCUUCUACCGCUACUACUACAACUGAUAGAAUCGUCCAGUUUUCACCUCAAAAAUUUAGUUGUGAAUUGUUUUAUUGGAGGGAUUGCGACUUCCGAUGUACUGCAAAUGGUUUAUAUACAAAUUCCCGUUUUACUUUCCCAUUCCCGUUCCCCCUCUUUUCCCCCCUAAGCUGUUACUGCUGUUAAUUCGUGCAUUUCUGUUGUUGAUCAGUGUCUUCCUUGUUGUUUUUUGCUCUUAGAUAAACUCUGCUAGUUGGUAUCGACUCAUUCUGAGCAAAUGUUGGUAUUCUGCUGUGAUUUAAAGCCCUCAGUAAAGCGAGUGAUAAUACUGUAAACGUCGGGGUUUCACUGUCAUGGUUGUUCAGUCUCUGUGGGUUCCCUGCUUUCUUGAUCAAAAGUGUCUAGCCUUCGUAUUUUCGAAUUUACUGGUGUUAGUGAAUGUUACAAUUCUUUAUAUUUGGUUAAUUUGCGUUAAUUUCGCCUAAAUGUCAGUUUUUCUACAAACGCUAAGUAAUAGAUUCGAAAAAUCAACGUCGCUAUUAGGACAUUUCCUGCUAAUUCAUAUAAUUUUAGACAACUUUUCUGUUGAAAUAUCAAAUGUCACGUCUCUGCUUAUGUGUUGUUAUAUGACAUCUCUUUAUAUACUAGACUUGGGCAAUAAGAACCAAUAAGUCUACUGCAGUGCUCCUUCAUUCGUGUUAUCUGUUCUCGACGAUUUUUUGGGGGGUCGAUUGGUGUUUUUUGUUUGCUGUGUUGUUGGUAAAUUUUCCUGCUGUUACUGUCUUACUUCCCCACACUGUGCUCAGAUUCUCUCUUCCAUGUCGUCUUGCUGGUAAUUAGCCACUUUCCUGAUAAGAUCCCAUUCACGUUCUCCUUAUCAGACUUCAAACUAUUUCUCCAUUAAACCUUAAACUGUCUCCUUUAUUCAGCUGAUAAUAUUCUCCAGAAGUGUCCUGACAAUGGUCUUCAUCUCUGGACAACCAGUUAUUUUAUUAAAUCUCUAUUUCCAGACUGCCAUACAUUGAUUCUAAAUCUCUAUCCAUGUAAUAAAGCCCAUAUUAGCCCUUGCAUUAAGCAUAUUUUUUUUCAGUUUCACAGCCUUCGAAUGUCCUCACACGACUCAGUCUCAGCAGGUCACAGCCUACUGAACUUACAGACUAAUAUGUGAGGUCUAGUCAAAUUAUUUCGAAGCCUAUCCUUCUAUCUAUGCCAUAACAUCAUUUUGGGAUGCCACCCCCACCUCAGCCAGCUGACACCCCAGGUACCUACUUAGGUGGGAAAACAGGGGAAGAGAAACGGACCUAGUGUAACCACUCGACCCAGGAUCGAGUCCGGGUCUUGUGGUUAUGAGCCGAAGGCGCUGUUUGUUCAUACUGUCUCUUACCUGUCUUGAUCUCUACGGUCCCCUACACUAUAUCCAGCUGCUGACAUAAUGUCCACUACCGUGUAGUUCCUCAUUCCUUCCUUCCUUUAUUCGUGUAACCAAUAUUAUUACUUCUGCUGUUAUUACUACCACUAUUACUACUACCACUAUUACUACUACCACUAUUACUACUACCACUAUUACUACUACCACUAUUACUACUACCACUAUUACUACUACCACUAUUACUACUCAUGU
Molecule: messenger RNA, 4175 nt
Organism: Cherax quadricarinatus
Lineage: Eukaryota; Metazoa; Arthropoda; Malacostraca; Decapoda; Parastacidae
Source: RefSeq, a predicted model, not a curated record